AGAGACUAGAGAGAGACUGUGUUUUUGUGUGUGUGUGUUAGACUCUGAGAGAGAGAACAAAAACUAAAACAAACCAAACAGACAAAACUGACAAGUACCAAACCUAAAACCGCCACGAAAACGAUGAGUGAAAAAGUAGAAGACCACUCACCCGCCGCGGAAUGCGGCGCCGAGUCCGGGGACCCCGAGUUGGUUGCUUCAGAGGGUAUCGGCGGUGGCGGAAAAGUGAAAGGACCGUGGUCGCCGGAGGAAGACGCCGUGCUGAGUCGACUCGUCAGCCAGUUCGGAGCAAGGAAUUGGAGCUUAAUCGCCCGCGGAAUUCCCGGGCGCUCCGGCAAAUCUUGUCGCCUCCGUUGGUGUAAUCAGCUCGACCCUUGUCUCAAGCGCAAGCCCUUCACUGAUGAAGAGGAUGAAAUUAUACUUAAGGCCCAUGCAAUUCAUGGAAACAAAUGGGCUGCAAUUGCAAAGCUCCUUCCAGGUAGAACGGAUAAUGCAAUCAAGAACCACUGGAAUUCUACCUUAAGGCGUCGGGGUGCAGAUCUAGGGAUGUGGAAGAUGGAAGAUAGCAGCCUUGACAGAGCAAAAGUAUCUUCAGAAGAAACUCUGUCAGUUGGGGUUAUCAAUUCAUUCAGUCCCCCUGAAGGAGGAGAUGUCCCAAUGGAGGAUAGUCCCCUGCCAUGUGAAGAUAAAGCUCAAACAAAUGAGGAGCAUUUUGUUGCUGAAGAAAGAGAGCAUCCUACUCUCUCCCGUCCAGUGGCGCGUGUUAGUGCAUUUAAUGUUUAUAACCCUCCUGGUGGCACAAACUCUUCUGUGUUUUCAAGGACAGUUCCUACUCAAGGUCCUUUGGUUCAAGCUUCCAAACCAGAAUUAGGGGUAUGCAAAUUUCUUCAAGAUGUUUAUAGUGAGCCAAUGGUUCCUUUGCAAUGUGGCCAUGGUUGCUGUACAGAUUCACGUGGGGACCAUUCUCAUAGCUCGCUGUUGGGGCCUGAGUUUGUUGAAUAUAUAGAGCCUCCAUCUUUCUCUAGUCAUGAGUUGAUCUCCAUUGCUACAGAUUUGAACAAUAUUGCAUGGAUUAAGAGUGGCCUUGAGAAGAAUGGUGUCAGAAUGCCAGACGAUGCAGCAAGCCACAGAGUAUCUGAAGCGGUGGCUGCAGCCUCACAGUUGGGAACAUUUGAACAUAAUAUGAAGAAAGACCAUAUGGGUGUUGAAGAGGGACAUAACAAAUUGAUGGGCAUGAUGAAAGAUGUGCUAUCUACCCAGAUGCCUAGGCAAACUUUUCCAGGUCCGGCUGAAGUUGAGGGCUUGAGCUAAAAGCCAACGUUGGCUAAAUUUUAUAGAAGGCGGGAAUUUAUUUUUGUGAAGAAGAGGCUUCCAUAUUCCAUAUUCCAGGUGAAGAGAUCAUGGCAUAUUGGUUGAUAAAGAUUCUGAACAUCUUUCUGAAAAUAUAUUCGUACUAGAUUCACUAAAGAAAUGAAACUUGUUUAUAGCAGUUACUAUAAUGGUUAUGAUUUGUUUAGGUAGAGAUAUCAACCUCUGAUAUGUAUCUUUUUUCUUGGUUGUGCAGUUGUCACCAUUAGAGGAUUAACUGCGCCAUCGUUAAGGCUAAUUGCUUGUGCAAAACUUAAAUUCAGUAGGCAAGGUAGUGCUGGUUCCUCAAAGUAGGCCCAAAUAAUGCUAGUCUUACCAUGGCUUGAUUGGACCCUACAGCUUUUUUUUUUUUUUUUUUUUCUUUUUUCUUCUUUUUUCUUCGGCCAUGGGUUUCGGCCUUUCAAGGUUCCCGAUUAGCAAAAAUAUAAAGCUAGGAGUUCUUACAUCUCCUGGAUAGAAGUAUUACAUAUUAUAUUUAAUUUCUACAUCAUAGGAGUUCUGAUCUGGAGCCAAAUUAAACAAUGAAGUUGUCUC
Messenger RNA from Quercus robur (English oak), 1902 nucleotides. RefSeq names its product transcription factor MYB1-like. The transcript has 2 exons. Lineage: Eukaryota; Viridiplantae; Streptophyta; Magnoliopsida; Fagales; Fagaceae. Bases 124 to 1311 code for a protein of 395 amino acids. Gene Ontology annotation, biological process: regulation of DNA-templated transcription. The record is from RefSeq and is a predicted model, not a curated record. Gene Ontology annotation, cellular component: nucleus. Gene Ontology annotation, molecular function: DNA-binding transcription factor activity, RNA polymerase II-specific; RNA polymerase II cis-regulatory region sequence-specific DNA binding.